Calliphora vicina (urban bluebottle blowfly) is the source of this 575-nucleotide messenger RNA. RefSeq names its product general odorant-binding protein 56a-like. Gene Ontology annotation, molecular function: odorant binding. The transcript has 2 exons. The coding region runs from base 71 to 481 and encodes 136 amino acids. The record is from RefSeq and is a predicted model, not a curated record. Gene Ontology annotation, biological process: sensory perception of smell. NCBI's taxonomy places the organism in Eukaryota, Metazoa, Arthropoda, Insecta, Diptera, Calliphoridae.
UGACUAAAGAACAUCACAACUUAUUCAACAGUCCUUUAAGAAACACAAGUAAAAAUUUAAAUAUCAAAACAUGAAGGUAUUCAUUACUUUAGCUGUUGUUUGCUUAAUUGCCAGUGUUUUGCCAUCGCCCCUCGAACUGAACGAAGAACAAAAAGCCAAAGCCAAGCAAUACUUCGAGGAAUGCAUUAAACAGGAAAAUGUCUCCGAUGAAGAUGCCAACAAAUUGCGCCAAAAGGACUUUGCUAAUCCCUCACAAAAUUUGAAAUGUUUUGGUACCUGUUUCUUUGAAAAAGUAGGCACCUUGAAGGACAGCCAAGUGCAAGAAGAUGUUGUUUUGGCCAAAUUGGGCUCCAUCCUUGGUGAGGAAAAGACUAAGACUAUUUUGGCCAAAUGUAAAGAUGUCAAGGGUGCAGAUCGCUGUGAUACUGGUUUCAAAAUCUAUGAAUGUUUCGAAAGUGCUAAGGCUGAAGUAGCUGCUUAGAUAUUUAAUUGGCAGUUUAACAAAAUUUAAAAAGUAUUAAAUGAGAAGGAUAAAUGUAAAUUGUUUAAAAUAAAGUUUUAAAAGAAAAAUUAAA